Molecule: messenger RNA, 1249 nt
Organism: Mytilus trossulus (common blue mussel)
Lineage: Eukaryota; Metazoa; Mollusca; Bivalvia; Mytilida; Mytilidae
Exons: 1
Coding region: 527-1249 (240 amino acids)
Biological process (GO): regulation of apoptotic process; regulation of DNA-templated transcription
Molecular function (GO): death domain binding; DNA binding; protease binding
Source: RefSeq, a predicted model, not a curated record
AUUAAAAUCUUUCUUUUGAAGAAGAAAAUAAAAAACUGUUUACCUGCAAUGUCAAACGUACUUUCAAAAGAAAGGGAGAGUGUAAGUAAAUUUUAUCAACUUUCUAUCAGUCAUACAUCUGGGGCACACUUCGCAAUUGAAUUGUUAAUGGCAUAUUUUGAUUUUUUUUUUGUAGAUUCAAUUUGUACCAGGAGAUAAAAUAAAGAAAAUACAUCACAUGAUAGUUUGGUCCUAUGCAUACCAACAGGCAAGAAAGGGCCAUUGGAUACAGGUUGGGAUUGAUCAUCAUCGUUUUCAAAGGCAUAUUCGCACAAUUGAGAUAAUAAUUGCACCUAUUUUAACUCCAGGUCAUAGAGCCAAAAUAUUCAGUUUGAUUACGCCUACAAAAAAACCCAAAAACUAUACCCCCACAUACAAAGACUUUUAGUACUUUCAUCAUGGCAUUCCUACUUAUAAAAAACCGUAUAAAAGCAGCGUAAACCGUUUGUCAAGAUAUCAGUUUUAGUUAAACAAAACAUCUGAAAACAUGCAGGAAGAACAUAAAGAUUCUCUUCAACGUAAUUACGUGAGAUUGGUGAGAGAAACACCAGUGGAUGUCGUAAUAGAUCAUCUGUACCAAAGCGGGAUACUAACUGAUGAAUUGAAGGAAGAUAUUUUACAACAAACAAAUUCCUAUUCCAAAACGAGACAAUUAAUAUCCAUCCUUCAGAGAAGAGGUUCAGAAGCAUUCGAUUGUUUUUGCACUGCACUCGCUAUGGAGGGGAAAUCAAACCUGGUUAAUCUUUUAAAAUGUUCAGUGACUGAUGCUGAUGGAGGGAGCAAGAAUCGAUGCAUGCAAUCUAUAGGGGGUGACAUAUUUAUCGUUGCUAACGAAUGGUGUGAUAAAUUGAUGAUCCACAUUCGUAAAAACGAGAAAAAAUCAGCAAAUACUUAUAUUCCAACAAAGAAAGGAGUAGCUCUGAAUUUAUCACAAUGGGUGCUUUUAGAGAUGUAUGUUAAUGACAUCGAUAAUGCAAUAGGGAAGAUGAUCGAUGAUGUUGACGGAAAUCCUGAAAUGACCUUUCAUCUUGGUAAAGGUGCCGUUGCAAGACGGAUGAUUUUGCUUGGGUUAGUUAGUAUUUUACACGCACUCCUAUCACGAGCAAUCAUGCUUUUAAUGGCAUCGAAAUUCACUAUGUUAGAAUUCACAAAAUUCAGAGUAAAUCCUUUCACUUUGCAAGUUUCUGAUGUUAAAGUUCGAUAUGCAUAG